AGCUCACCCUGCAGCAGCGUCCUCUCCAGCGACCCUCUCUCAUCUGCGCGAAUCAAUCACCAAACAGCACGGCUUGACCGCGGAGGAGGCGCCUAGCCAAUCAGGGAACACACAGCUUCUGACGUACAAGUUUCGAGCAAUCUGAUUGGAUGACUUGGAGGCUUCGGCUUCACCUGAUUGCCUGAGCCGCGCGUCAAUUCGGCGCCUGCGACGCUGGAAGAACCUGCUAAAGAUGGAUGUUAAGAGGCGGAAUGGUGGGCCUAUGUUGGGCGGGGCCUCCCAGGCUAAGAGGGGUAAAAUGGGUACAGAAUGGGAGGAUGGCCCAUCCCAGUUUGAGGAAGAGCUUGCCCUGUUUGAUGACAUGGACAUGGAGGGGGAGUCAGGGGAAGGGCAGGCCGGUCAUGAUGUAAUACCAGUGGGUGAAUUAUUCUCUGCUGAUCUGAACCCUCGCUGGCGUCGACCUACUGCGCCUCCACUCCAGCCCGACAAAGACACACUCAUCUUCCAGCAGAUAGACUUGGACUAUUAUCUGGGCUCUGCAGUGGCUGGGAUGCCAGGACAGGUCCAGGGGAAGGUUCCGGUGGUCCGUAUGUUUGGAGUGACUGAUGGUGGGAACAGUGUCUGCUGUCAUGUGCAUGGAUUUGCACCUUAUUUUUAUGUCCCUGCUCCAGCUGGCUUUGCUCAUUCUCACCUGGUUGAGUUUCAGAAGGAGCUAAAUUCAGCUGUGGUGAAGGACAUGCGCUCCAAUAAAGACAACAUAUCAGUCACUGUUCUGGCAGUGGAUCUGACCCGCAAAGAAAGUAUGUAUGGUUACCAUGGAAGCCGUCCUCUGGACUUCCUGCGGAUCACCAUGGCGAUGCCACGUCUGGUUGCCCCAGCGAAACGUAUCCUGGAACAGGGCUUCAAGUUUGCAAACUUCUCCCUUCAGAGCUACUCUGCCUAUGAGGCCAACAUUGACUUUGAGAUCAGGUUCAUGGUAGACAGUGACGUGGUGGGCUGCUGCUGGAUUGAGCUGCCUAGUGGGAAGUACCAACUGAGAGAGGAGAAAAAUCCUGGAGGGGCAGACUCGGACACCCCGAGCAAGGUUUCUUUCUGUCAGUAUGAGGUGGAUGUGGGCUGGACAGAUUUGAUCAGUCAUCCAGCAGAGGGAGACUGGCAGAGAAUUGCGCCACUCAGGGUCCUCAGCUUUGAUAUUGAGUGUGCUGGCAGGAAAGGUGUGUUUCCAGAGGCUGAGGUGGAUCCUGUGAUUCAGAUCGCCUCUAUGGUGCAGCGUCAAGGAGAGAAGGAGCCCUUUAUCCGUACUGUUUUUACGUUACAGAGCUGUGCUAGUAUAGUGGGUUCUCAGAUCCUCUGCUUCACUCAAGAGAAGCAGCUACUACAGAGCUGGGCAGAGUUUGUGAGGACAGUAGAUCCGGACAUCAUCACAGGAUACAAUAUUCAAAACUUUGACCUGCCGUACCUACUGAACAGAGCUGCCACUCUAAAGGUAAAUUUCUUCCCCUAUCUGGGUCGAAUGAGGGGCAUUAAGUCUGUUCUGAAGGACUCCAGCUUCCAGAGCAAGCAGAUGGGUCGUCGAGAAAACAAAACUGUCAACAUGGAGGGAAGAGUGCAGUUUGACCUUUUGCAGGUACUGUUGAGGGACUAUAAGCUGCGCUCAUAUACUCUCAACGCAGUCAGCUUCCACUUCCUGCAGGAGCAGAAAGAGGAUGUUCAACACUCCAUCAUCACUGACCUACAGAAUGGGAAUGAGCAGACGAGGCGGCGUUUGGCAGUUUACUGUCUGAAGGAUGCAUACUUGCCACUGCGCUUGCUGCAGAAGUUGAUGUGUGUGAUUAACUACAUGGAGAUGGCCAGAGUGACUGGCGUGCCUCUGACCUACCUGCUGUCCCGUGGCCAACAGAUUAAAGUAGUGUCACAGCUAUUGCGACAGGCUGUGAAGCAGGGCUUGGUUAUGCCAGUAGUCAAAACUGAGGGAGGGGAAGAUUACACUGGAGCCACAGUCAUUGAACCAGAAAAAGGGUAUUACAGUGUUCCCAUAGCCACUCUGGAUUUCUCCUCACUGUACCCUUCAAUUAUGAUGGCUCAUAAUCUGUGCUACACUACCCUGCUGCAGAAAGGGCAGGUGGACAAACUGGGUCUCUCUGCAGAGGACUUCAUUAAGACUCCUACAGGAGAUCUGUUUGUUAAAAGCUCGGUGAGGAAAGGCCUUCUGCCUGAGAUCCUGGAGAACCUGCUGAGUGCCAGGAAGAGGGCAAAGGCUGAGCUGAAGAAGGAGACUGACCCCUUUAAGAAGCAGGUGCUGGACGGCAGGCAGCUUGCUCUGAAGAUUAGCGCAAACUCUGUGUAUGGUUUUACUGGGGCACAAGUGGGCAAACUGCCCUGCCUGGAAAUCUCACAGAGUGUGACAGGCUUUGGCAGACAAAUGAUUGAACAGACUAAACAGCUUGUGGAGUCCAAGUACACCAUUGCUAACGGAUAUCGGGCGGAUGCCAAGGUCGUCUAUGGAGACACAGACUCCGUUAUGGUGAAACUGGGUGUGGACACAGUACAGGAAGCAAUGACUCUUGGAAAGGAUGCAGCUGAUUGGGUGUCCUCUCACUUUAUUCCACCAAUCAAACUGGAGUUUGAGAAGGUGUACUACCCCUACCUGCUGAUCAAUAAGAAGAGGUAUGCUGGCCUGUAUUUCUCAUCCAGUGCAGAACAUCAUGAUAAAAUGGACUGUAAGGGGAUAGAAACUGUCAGACGAGACAAUUGCCCCCUAGUGGCCAACCUCAUCAACACAUGCCUUCAAAAGAUCCUCAUAGAGAGAGACCCUGAUGGAGCUGUAGGCCAUGCUAAAGAGGUGAUCUCAGAUCUACUAUGUAACCGGAUUGACAUUAGUCAGCUGGUCAUUACCAAGGAACUGACACGCACAGCGCAGGAGUAUGCAGGCAAACAGGCCCAUGUCGAACUCGCCGAGAGGAUGCGCAAGCGAGAUGCAGGCAGUGCUCCUAAUCUUGGCGAUCGAGUUCCAUACGUCAUCAUUAAGGCAGCCAAAGGAGUAGCAGCGUACAUGAAGUCAGAGGACCCCAUUUAUGUACUGGAGAACAACAUACCUAUUGACACCCAGUACUACCUGGAGCAACAGCUGUCUAAACCUCUACUGCGCAUUUUUGAGCCUAUACUGGGAGAGACUAAGGCUGAGAGUGUUUUGCUCAAGGGAGAUCACACACGCUGUAAGACUGUGCUGACCUCCAAGGUGGGUGGCCUCAUGGCCUUUGCCCAGAAACGUAGCACAUGCAUCGGCUGCAGAGCUGUUCUCAAAACAGAUGCUGCUGUCUGUGAUUUCUGCAAGAAGAAAGAGUCAGAGCUCUAUCAAAAAGAGAUUGCUCAUUUGUCAGCUCUGGAGGAGAAAUUCUCUCGACUGUGGACUCAGUGUCAACGCUGCCAAGGAUCCCUGCAUGAAGAUGUGCUAUGUACCAGCCGAGACUGCCCCAUAUUCUACAUGAGGAAGAAGGUUCAGAAAGACCUCAGUGAUCAAGAGAAGCUUGUGUCUCGUUUCGGCUGGUGAGGGAAACCGGGGCGUUCCCUUAUUCUCAAUCUGCUCCAUUCUGAAAUGGUGGCUUUUUUGUGUACCAAUUUGUAAAAAAUAUUAAAUGCCUUUUUUUUUUUAACACUGAAAAGAAAUAAAAUUGAGGUUUUGUAAAUGCUA
Messenger RNA from Pygocentrus nattereri (red-bellied piranha), 3691 nucleotides. It is a transcript of the gene pold1, whose product is annotated as polymerase (DNA directed), delta 1, catalytic subunit. Gene Ontology annotation, cellular component: delta DNA polymerase complex. Gene Ontology annotation, molecular function: DNA-directed DNA polymerase activity; DNA binding; 3'-5'-DNA exonuclease activity. Gene Ontology annotation, biological process: DNA-templated DNA replication; base-excision repair, gap-filling; nucleotide-excision repair, DNA gap filling. The coding region runs from base 233 to 3550 and encodes 1105 amino acids. The transcript is spliced from 27 exons. NCBI's taxonomy places the organism in Eukaryota, Metazoa, Chordata, Actinopteri, Characiformes, Serrasalmidae. The record is from RefSeq and is a predicted model, not a curated record.